GACCCCGACCCCGACCCCGGCCUGACCCCGGCCUGACCCCGCGGGGCAGCGGGCGCCAUGCCCUGCCCGCCCCACCAGCCGGACCGGCGGCGGCGACAGCGGCGGCGGCAGCAGCAGCGGCAGCAACAGCAUGAGGAGGACCAGCAGGAGGAGGAGGAGGAGGAGGAGGAGGGGGGCAGGUUCCUGCUGCUGGAGCAGUCGGUGAGGGUGGGGGGCUCGGCCGAGGUGGACGUGCUGGUGGCGCAGAUCGGGGAGGCGCUGCAGCUGGGCUCCCGCCGGCCCCCGCCGCCCCCGCCGCCCCCGCCGCCCCCGCCGGCCCGGCCCCUGCGGACCCCGGGCGCCAAGCCCGGCCCGGGCACGUCCGCACGCCCGAGGGCCCGCCCCGCCCCCUACUGCCGCAAGCCCCCGGGACCGGCCACGGCCACGGCCACGGCCACGGCCGCGGGAACGGGCCCGGGCCCCCGCCCCAAGCCCCCCGCGCUGCCCCGGCCCGACGACGACGACGACGACGACGACGACGAGCCCCAGCGCCUGCUGCACCAGCUCCUCCUCUCCGGGAACCUCAUCAAGGAGGCCGUGCGACGCCUGCAGCGGGCCCUCGCCGCCGCCGCCGCCGCCGCAGGGGCCCCCCCGGACGGCCUGCAGUGACCCCCGACCCCCCCACCUCCGGCCUGCAAAGCCCGGAGCCUCCCCUGCUCGCAAAGUGGGGAGGGGGCGUCCGGACAAGGAGACCAGGAUGCGGCGGGGAGGAUGGGGGGCAGCGACGCUCGGGAGAUCCAGGGGACUUGGGGGGCUUUCCCCCCCCCCCCCCCGGAGCAUCAUCCCUUAAAACUAAUAAUGACAUUUGUUCCGCCCUUGCUGUGAGCCCAGCACUGUCCCGAGCGCUGGAGAAGGACGCAAGGCGAUGAGUUUGGCCCACUUGGGGCUCCCAGUCUUCAUCCCCAUUUCCCGGGUCAGGGCACUGAGGCCCAGAGAAGUGAAGUGACC
This is a messenger RNA of Ornithorhynchus anatinus (platypus), 987 nucleotides long. RefSeq names its product GSK-3-binding protein FRAT2-like. Bases 58 to 648 code for a protein of 196 amino acids. The transcript has a single exon. Lineage: Eukaryota; Metazoa; Chordata; Mammalia; Monotremata; Ornithorhynchidae. Gene Ontology annotation, cellular component: cytoplasm. The record is from RefSeq and is a predicted model, not a curated record.